AUGAGCCAAAAACCGCAAAACAACGAUCUGGGGACCGCCCACGACUCCCUCUUUAAGGAAAAAGUCGCUCUUCUACGGCUCUACUAUCCGCAAUUUCUGGAAAUUGCCCUCACGGAUCUCCUUCUGAGCUGUGAUUCCGAUUUUGACGCAGUGAAGGGCUUAAUAAGCGGAGAAGUGCCGAAAAAGCGAGCUGCUUUGACACAAGGAAGUCUAGGAGUGGCCAAAGCUCGAAAAUUACAAGCUCCAGCUUCAGUCUCCUCCAAAACUUCACUGAAGAAUGGUAGACAGAAGAUUACUCUUAACACACCACAAGACGUAGAACACCAUUUGGCGCCAUAUGCAUCUCUUCAUCUCAAUUUUCUUCCGAAAGAAGUUAGCGAGCCUCUCCUUGCUGAACUCAUGGAGCAGCGACACGCUUACAAAUACAAUCAAUUCUACUUGUUCGGCAAUAGGUGUGAACUGAGUCAUCUGUUGGGGAUGUACUCGCGGCCAGAGGCCGAAUACGCUCAGAUGGUCUACAAUGGAUUGAAACGUAGCAAACCUGCUCUCUACACAGAGAACAUGGAGAAAGCAUGUGUGUGCAUGGAGGAGUUGUUGAACAAAAAGAUAAUACCCAAUGAGCCACAGCCGCAGUGGAACGUAGACAAACGCAGUGACUCUAACAAGGAAUCCUCAGAGAAAAGUGAAGAGAAAUUUAGAUGGACGAGUGAUUUUUGCUUGGUUAAUUGCUACGAGAAACUACAAAGCAACUUGGCGUGGCAUUCAGAUCGUCUCUCGCACAUUGGACCAUUAAACUACGUGGCGCUGUUAUCUCUCGGGACCACUAGGGUGUUUAGACUACGAAAUACUUACAACAAGAAUGCGCCCACGUAUCACAUUCCACUCCCGCACAAUAGUAUCUUGCUUAUGAAACCCGGAUGUCAAGAGGAGUUUCAGCAUUGUGUCGGUCCCAUGAGCAAAGCUAUAGCGCUACAUGAGACCGCUGGGUCGCUAAGGUUUGGUAUUACAGCACGGCACUACCCUCCGUUUUUCAUUCAGAAUCUGCCCAAGUGCCGAUGUGACCUCUCGAUGAUUCUUCGGCGCUCGUACAAAAAUGUAGCCAUUCGAGGGCAAUACUUUUGGGCCUGCGAGAAUAUCUACCAAAACAAGGAUUGCGGUGCAUUCCAUUGGGCGGACUUCGAUAAUGUGUCUGGACACUACAUUGCCAAGGAUACCAGUGCAAUUCUGACAUGGAUUGCUCCCGAAGAUACGGAGAAGCACGAAUAUGAGAGGAAGAAAAAAGAAACUGAUUUAAAAGGUCCUGAUGGGAGACCUGAUGGGAGACCUGAAGGCGAUGGUGUUGGAAGAAGCGCCUGA
Australozyma saopauloensis is the source of this 1356-nucleotide messenger RNA. RefSeq lists its product as uncharacterized. The record is from RefSeq and is a predicted model, not a curated record. Gene Ontology annotation, cellular component: nucleus. NCBI's taxonomy places the organism in Eukaryota, Fungi, Ascomycota, Pichiomycetes, Serinales, Metschnikowiaceae. The transcript has a single exon. The coding region runs from base 1 to 1356 and encodes 451 amino acids. Gene Ontology annotation, biological process: DNA alkylation repair; DNA repair. Gene Ontology annotation, molecular function: dioxygenase activity; zinc ion binding.